UUCAAAGAAGCCAAAACAAACCAUCGUUUUCAAAAUUUCUUUCAAAUGCAAACGGUUUUCUCUGGUUAGAAAUGUUAUUUUGUUAGUUUUAUCCCGGUUUCACCAAAAUAAUUCAAAUCGAUUAUUGAGAAACAAUCGCAGUAAUCGUAGACCUGUGUUGAAAGUGCAAAAAUCAACCUGCAUCAAAGUGUUCGCUACAAGAUGUCUUCUGAUCCAGUACUCGUUCGCCAUCUAAAAGGCCAUCGCGGCAAAGUAACUGGUAUUUCGUUCCACUCAGAAGGAAAACGAUUCGUGUCCAGCUCCAAUGACAGUACGGCCAUUGUCUGGAAUAUGAAUGAGCAGGUUCGUUGCAUGCGUUUCGAAGCUCACUCGGAUGUCAUUAACGAUAUUAGCUGGUCCCCGGACGGCCGAAUUGUGGCUUCCGCUUCCAAGGACCGAACGGUUAAAAUUUGGGUCCCGUCGUUGAUGGGUAACUGUGAUGAAUUCAGGGCUCAUACAUCUAACAUCAGAUCGGUAGAUUUUGAUUCCAAGGGGAAAAAGUUGAUCACCGCGUCUGACGACAAAUCAGUCAAACUGUGGCGGGUAUCGCGAAAGCACUUCGUGUCAUCGUUUACCGGACACACUAAUUGGGUACGAUGCGCUAGGUUUUCACCAGAUGAUAAGCUUAUCGCCUCCUGUGGCGAUGAUAAAGCACUGAAGCUUUUUGAUCCGGUUUCUGGACAGUGUGUGCACAGUUUUAUUGACCAAAAGGGAGCUGGUAAUAAAAUAUCCUGGCAUCCGGAUGGAUCGCUGGUAGCAAUCGGAAUGGAUAAUGCACGAGUUAAAAUUUUCGACAUUAAGAUUCGCAAACUGAUUCAGUACUAUCGACUUUUCGAAGGUUCCGUAAACUCUUUGGACUUCCAUCCGUCCGGAAACUAUUUGAUAACUGGCAGUGAUGAUGGAGUUGUUAAAAUAAUUGACUUGCUGGAAGGGCGUCAUAUUUAUACGCUAACAGGUCAUACUGGACCGGUUACUGCCGUGCAGUUUUCUAGGGAUGGACAGCUGUUUGCUACAGGGAGCGAGGAUAGACAUAUUAUGCUCUGGAAGGCUAAUUUCAAUGGUGAAACAUCUGAAAAUUCACUUUACAGCUCAGAAAGCAGUGAUAUUCAACGGGAGUCUCAAUCUAACGUCAGUAAGUCUAUUCCACUGUACAAAAAGCUGAGCUAUGAAGAGUACCAAGGUAUUGAUGAUGAUACUGAAUUUGAAUUUUGUAACAACAAAGAGAACCUGCCAGAUACCAGCAUUCUAGUGGACGCUCGAAAGACUGAGAAUUUUCAUCUUACAGAUGCUAUUGAGGUUCGCGAUUGAUAAUUUUUAUUCAUUCUUUACCAAAUUUUGAACUAGCUCUAAGCAAACUAUUAUUUUGAACAAAACUAAUGAGUUUUAUGUACGUGUAAAG
Molecule: messenger RNA, 1438 nt
Organism: Topomyia yanbarensis
Lineage: Eukaryota; Metazoa; Arthropoda; Insecta; Diptera; Culicidae
Gene: Poc1
Product: POC1 centriolar protein homolog
Exons: 2
Coding region: 202-1347 (381 amino acids)
Biological process (GO): cilium assembly
Cellular component (GO): centriole; ciliary basal body
Molecular function (GO): protein binding
Source: RefSeq, a predicted model, not a curated record